UUGCGUUUGCUUUUGCAUUUUGGCGGCCGGCGCGAAUUUGACAUUGUUUUUAUACGUUGUGCGUUUAUUAUUUGUGGCCCUCAAUCGGUUUGUUCUUGUUUGUUUGUUUUUUUGUUUGAGUUUGCAAACUUUUGCACGUUGCGCCGUUACAACGACAACAACAACAGCAGCAGCAGCAGCAACCGCCAUUUGGAAUUUAAAACGACGCGACGUUGCUAUAACAGUUGAUGAACCGUUAAAGCUGCAAGGGCUAUUGCGCCACAUUACGACAACAAUAAGCGAAUGUAACGAAAUUGUAAAGUUUGUUUAUGUUUUUUCAUGUUCAAGUGAAAGCGUGUGAAAAAUAGAGUCACCUUAACAUUGCAAAGCCAAGCUCAAGUCUUGCUUCAAAUUUCUUCUUCGAUAUACAAAUUGAGCCUCUCUCUUACGCGCUCUUUGGCUGCGCUCUCUCUGUGUUUGCGCUCGCUCGCGCGUGUGUGUGUGUGUAAAUGUUUGUUUGUGAAACUGCGUAAGAAAGAAGAAGAAGCAUCAGCGCAAUAUUUCCCCCAAGGGGGGAAGGAACAUUUUAACUUUUAACCCCCCUGCCACACAACAUAAUAAGAUAUCCUGUGGCCAAUCAAAGCCAAAGCUUCCGGCCAACUAACGACAUGCAACCGCAACUGUUGCGCCUGCCCAACAACAGCAACAACUACAACAACAACAACAACAACAUCAUUGGAGCAGCAACAACAACAAGUUUAUUGCAGUAAGCCAGCAUGUCAGCCACAAUAACAUCAACAUCCACAACGACAGCUUGAACUCGCCACUGACAUUGCGAGACCAAAACUGAGACUGAGACCAGAGAGAGAGAGAGAGAGAGAUCGCAGAUUGAAUUUUGAAUGCCAGCCUUAGGCGUUGCCCCAACUCGGAGUCGCAGUCGAAGCUGCAGUCGAACUCACACAAUGGCCACCCAUGGCACGCUCUAUCGACCAUCUGGCGGAGUCGCCACCGCCACUGCCUCAGCCUCAGCUGCCACGCCCAUUGGUGUCGUCGUUCAAUACGCCACAGCCCCAAAGCCCUUUGCAGCUGGCGCCGUGCAAAGCGGCGCCGAACGGAGUCGACUCCUCGAGCUGCUGCGCGCCCCCAACAAUCUCACCUCGCCCACCCUGGAACCCUCAUCGAAGGGUCUGCUCAACGGUCCCGGGCAGAACAAUUGCUUCCUUAACUGUGCCGUACAGGUCUUGUGGCACUUGGACGCCUUUCGACGCUCGUUUCGAAGUCUCAAUCAACAUGUUUGCGGCGGCCAAGACUGUAUUUUCUGUGCUCUGAAGGAACUCUUCCAGCAGCUGCAAACGAGCUCGGAGCCAGCUUUGUGUCCGGAACCCUUGCGUCGCGCCUUGGCCAGCGGUCCGUUGGCUGGACGUCGUUUUCCCCUCGGCUGUCUCGGCGAUGCUGCCGAGUGCUUUGAGCUCCUACUCCACCGCGUUCACUCGCACAUCUCCCCAGACGAUGGUGACUCGUGUGAGUCGCCAGCUUGCAUUGCCCAUCGACGCUUUGCCAUGCGCGUCAUCGAGCAGAGCGUCUGCAAGUGCGGCGCCAACUCGGAGCAGUUGCCCUUCACUCAGAUGGUGCACUACGUCUCCGCUUCAGCGCUGACCUCCCAGAAGAGUCUAGCGCUGCAGAAUCAUCAACAACUCAGCUUCGGGCAGCUGCUGCGUGCUGCCGGCAACAUGGGGGACAUUCGCGAUUGUCCGAACACCUGCGGUGCCAAAAUCGGCAUUUGCCGCGCGCUUCUCAAUCGACCCGAUGUCGUCUCCAUUGGCAUUGUGUGGGACUCGGAGCGUCCAGCGGCCGAUCAAGUGCACGCCGUGCUCAAGGCUGUGGGCACGAGUCUGCGCCUCGCGGACGUCUUCCAUCAGGUCAGCGAGCAGCGAUGGGCACAGCAGGCCCAGCAUGAACUUGUUGGCAUCGUGUCGUACUAUGGCAAGCACUACACGACCUUCUUCUACCACACAAAGCUCAAGGUGUGGGUCUACUUCGAUGAUGCCAAUGUGAAAGAGGUCGGACCCAGCUGGGAGGGAGUUGUCGACAAGUGCAGUCGCGGUCGCUAUCAGCCACUGUUGCUGCUCUACGCUGUGCCACAGCCCCCGAGCUCGCAGGUCGCCGCCGAUCUGCUGCCCAUGGGACAGACGACAUGUUCUGCGACAGUGCGUCGUGCCGUCACCCCCAGUCCGGAGAAGCCGAGUCUGGGAAACACGAGGCGGGCCAUUACACCGACGCCGAUGCCACUGCGUGCCCCCUUGAAUGAUUAUCAGAACCUGAGCGUCAUCCAGAAGAACAUCUUCCCUGUUCCCGUUGCAGCUGGAUCAGGAACAGGAGCGGAAGUGCUGCCAACUGGCAGCGACGAGACGGAUGCCUACAUCAGUCGCAAGACCGUAGAGCAUGUGCUGAGUGCGCAGUAUCAGAAUCUGAGCGUCAUUCAGGACAAGAUUGCCUCCUCGUCUGGUUCCUCGGCAGUUGGCAGCAACAACGUCCCAUCCAUCGCUGUCUCCAACGCGAAUGGCGACAAGGACGGCGGUUUCCUCAAUCGCAAGCCCAUCGAGGCGAUGCUGAGCGCACAGCUUGCGCGUCGUCAGCAUCUGCAGCUGCAGCGCAGCCACAGCGCCGAGUCGAGUUCGGGACACACGAGUGGCGCCUCCAACGGCAGCUCGCCACCGAGCGAUGGCCUCACUAUACCGGAGCAUUUGAAUCAGCCGCGACGUCGCGACUCGGGCAACUGGUCCGGCGAUCGCAACAGCGCCAGCUCGGCCAGCUCCACAACACUGGACAAUCCCUACCUGUACAUGGUGGCCAAGCGCGGUGUUGCCGCCGUUCCCCAAAGUCCCACGCGACACGGACACGGUCAUGGUCAUGGCCACGGACUGCCCUACGAUGCGGGCUACGAUUCGUUCUCGCUGAGCUCAACGGACUCAUAUCCGCCGAAGCAUGUGCUCAACCCGCAACUGGCCAAGAUCCCAGAGGCGGGCGCAGGUGCAGCUAAUGGAGCCAAGGGACCGGGUCACGGACAUGGACACGGCUUAACCCUCUCGGGUGACUGUGAGAAACUAUGCCAUGAGGCCGAUCAGCUGCUGGAGAAGUCUCGACUGGUCGAGGAGUCGCACGACCUGGAGACUGCCCUGGUGCUAUGCAACGCCGCUGCGGGAAGAGCUCGCGCUGCCAUGGAUGCACCCUACAGCAAUCCACACACGAUGACGUUCGCCCGGAUGAAGCACAACACAUGUGUGAUGCGGGCGAGAAGUCUCCACCGACGCAUUCUCGUGGAGAAGGGCGCCGAGAGCGAAGCGAUGCCGGAGAUGAAACACAUGCGCGAGGGCAGCAACAGCAGCGUCAAGCACAUACGUCAGAACAGCAAGGAUCGGACACUGGACAAGCUGGAGAAACUGGAACAAUCGCCAGCCUCGUCGACCUCCUCAUCGGUGGCCAAGAGCAUCGAGAUCUAUGCGACGCUGCCGAAGCGCAAGAGUCCGCUAAAAGCACUUGUCGGCGUUGGCUGCGACGACAAUGCUAUCGAGUACGAGCAGCAGCUGAGCACUCCGAGCAACAGCCAAGCGAAACCCGAGCGCGAGAGUCGCUCGCUGUUCGGUCGACGGGAUAAGGAUAAGGACAAGGACAAAGAGAAGGAGAAGCGCAGUCGGAGCGAGGAUCGCAACAAGUUGACGCGAGAAUUCUCGCUGACGGAGACGCUGCUGGUCAAUGCCAAGGACACCCUGAAGAAGCACAAGGAGGACAAGGACGAGAAGAAGGAGAAGGACAAGAGCGGCAAGAAGCAACACAAAAUCCGACGCAAACUCCUGAUGGGCGGUCUCAUACGUCGCAAGAACCGUUCCAUGCCCGAUCUCACCGAAGCCGUAGUCGACGACAACCACAGCCAUGGCCACGGCAAUUCUCACAACGUGGGCAGCAGCAGCCACACCCUCGCCCACAACAGCAGCAGCAACCACGCACAUACGCACGUGCAUGCGCACCUAACCACCCUGAAUGCUCCGCUGACCAGCUCGGUGGAUGACAGCGCCGUCGGUUUAAAUUUGCAUGGACAUGGCAAACAUGGUCUGGGUCUUGGGCUCGGACAUGGUCAUGGACAAGGAGGAUUCAUGAUGAGUGGCUACAUUUCGGAGGGUCACUUCGACUACUCAAGCAAGGGAAACGGACACAACAGCAACGGCAACGCAGCGACCAUGUCGAGUGCCAAUCCGAACCUAGAGCGAAGCAAACUGAUGCGCAAGAGCUUCCACGGCAGCGGGCGACAGCUGACGAUGGUCCCUAAGGUGGCGCCACCUCCGCCCAUGCGUACCAGCUCCUCCCUGACCCCUCAGCAACAGCAGCAGCAACAACAGUUCCAUCACGAGGCCAAUCUGUCGAACAUCUCAGCGAUGAGCUCGAACACAUCGAUCAGCGAGGAUUCAUGCCAGACCAUCAUCACAACCUGUGCUCAGGUGCAUUCGGAGCAGAGUCCCCUCAAGGACUUGCAGCUGCAAUUGGCAUCCUCAUAUCCCACCGCAGCGCAGGACGAACUCGACGGUCGGCAAACGCAGGCGCCAGAGCUGCCGCCACCUCCUCCACUGGAGCUGCCCCCGUAUCCCAGCCCCCCGCAGUCGGUGUGCCAUUCGCGACAGGCGAGUGAGGAUUUCCCGCCACCGCCACCACCUGAAAUUGAUCUGGAACCGCUCAACCAGCAGCUGAGUCAUCUGCAAGCACUCGAGGCGGCCAGCAAGCAGCAGCGCCAGCAACUGGACUCCCUUGAGGGCACCACCAGCAUUCUCGCCCAGCUGCAGCAGCGCCAGCAUCUGCUGAAACUGCGCAAGGAUCAGGCGACACCGAUGCCCAUGGGCAUGGACUGGUCCAAGCAAGCGCCCAACGAUCUCAGAAGCAAGCAGGAGACAUCGGCAUCAGCGUCGAGCAGCAGCAGCGUGCGGGAUUUGGCGCAUCGCUUUGAGCAGACUAAUGGCAACAACAUGCGUUCCUAUGCCUCUCAGGAGUUGCUCAAUAACAGUCCCAGCUCUGGCGGUCAGGGUCAAGGUGUUGCUUCCCUUGCUGGCAGCGGACUGCGAACGCAGAUGAAUGGACUGCCCAACAAUAACAGCAAGCAGGAGUCUGGCGAUGAGGUUGACUGUGCGCUGCCCAUGCGGAUGCCGCUAGCGAUGACGCAUCAACAACAACAACAGCAGCAACUGUUGCUGCCGAAGCCCAAGUACGAGAUGUCACAAUCGCAGAUCGCCGAGGAGAUACGCGAAGUGGAGCUGCUCAACUCGAUGGUGCAACAGACACUGAACCAGAGCAAUCUGCAAUCGCUUCAGGCGCCGCCAAAGCGUGUGAAGAAGAAGAGCGUCUCAUUCUGUGAUCAAGUGAUUCUGGUUGCCACCGCUGGCAACGAGGAGGACGAUGAUUUUAUACCCAAUCCGAUACUGGAGCGUGUGCUACGCACUGCGCAGCAUCCCAACGAGAAAGUCACUGCUCAGCUCAUCCAGCAGCAGCAGCAGAAUAUGCUGCGGUUGCAGACGGAGCCACAGUCACGCCAGCAACAUCAACAACAGCAGCAGCAGCCACCAACGCAGCAGCAGCAAGCAUCUCCUAUGCUCGGUAGACCCGAUAUGCAGCGAUAUGUGCAGCGUCAGCAGCAGUUGAUGCAGCAGCAGCAGCAACAGGAACUGUUUCGUCUACAGCAACAACAGCAACAACAGCAACAACAACAGCAGCAACAACAGCAGCAACAGCAAAUGCAGCAACGAACUAGCAUGAACGGUUUAUCCAGCAACAACCUUCAGCACUUGCAGCAGCAACAGCAGCAGCAGUUGGAGGCUCAAUACACGAGCAUGCCACGAGCCAUGCACUUGGCAGCUCAACACCAGUUGCCGCAGAGCUAUUCGGUGCAGUUGCAGAAGCAUCAGCAGCAACAACAGCAACAGCAGCUCAGCCUUGCCUACUUCAGCAAUGGAAAUGCGGGACAAAUGGAGCAGCAGCCGCUGCCCUCGCCCUAUCAGCGUGUACCUGUGCCCCAUGGACCCUACUAUGCACCUCCGCCCCAACAGCAGCAGCAACAGCAGCAACAAGUGAUGAAUAUGAAUGGCAAGCCAGCGCAGAAAAAGGUUAGCUUUGAGCCAGGAACGAAAGGAGAAACCGAAAGCUUGCCACCGCCACCGCCGCCACCACAAACGAAGCUCGCCCUGCAAAAUAAUGGAUUGCCUGAAUCGAUGGCGGGCAACGCAACAUCAGCAGCAGGAGCAGCAGCAGCAGCAGCAACCACAGCCAUCACUGCCAUUCCCACCCGCGUGUACAACAAUGCCAUCGUAAAGGCUUCGGCCAAAGCCGUCGAGUGCAAUCUGUGCCGCAAGCGACACGUGAUUGCGCCCGCCGUCUACUGCACCAACUGCGAAUACUAUCUGCAGAUGCUGAAUCAGCGCAGAUGAUGAUGAUGAUGAUGUUUAGAUGUUUAGAUAUGUUUAGUCUCUAACUGUAGAUGGAAACUGUUAAAUCUCAAGCAAUGCUGCCACGCCCAAAACCACGCCCAUAUGAUGCAUAUGAUAGGAUGAAAUGUGUACAUAGCUAAUCAUUGUCGUACGUAUAAUAUGUAGAAGUCGAAGCUACUGAGGAUCAGGAUCAGGAUAAGGAUGCAAAUGCGAAUGCGAAUGGUUCCUUGUAUGGGGGUGGGCAACAACAGUCCUUUUAUGGUUCCACAUAAGAUGUCCAAACUGUAUCAAGCCUCGCCUACGCUUACACACAUGCACACACACUAACACACACAUUCAUACACGCAUGUUCCCAGCACACAUUCAUAUACGUAUACUUGCCUUUAUACAUAUAUCUAACACAUGUCGCUCACAACGAACAACCACAACAACAUCAACAACUCCAUCCAGCCUGGCUUCCGUAAACUCAUUCAUUUUUUUUUCUUUUUUUUUUGUAACAAUUUUUACAAUUAUUUUACACAUUUAUUUUUGAUAAGCUUCGAAUUUAAUCGUUAAGUUAAGCGCUUUUAUACGUUAAGUUUGAAACUCAGCCGCUGAGCUUCCGCCGCCGGGCAGUUGUCGAACGACGCCUGGAUAUGUUUUUUUUAUUAUUAUUAUUAUUAUUACUACUUAAACUAUAGUAAGCAUUUAUUUUUUGAUGACCACUUAAUAAGCAUAUUACUUUAUAUGUUUUUUUUUAUGCAUUUUAUACAAUUUUUUUUUUUAAUAUUUUAUAGCGCUUGUUUACAUAGCUACGAUUAUUUGUAUACAUAUUUUAUAACGACUUUUUUAAGAUUUUUCUUUACAGAAAACUGAACAACAUAAACGA
Molecule: messenger RNA, 7311 nt
Organism: Drosophila nasuta
Lineage: Eukaryota; Metazoa; Arthropoda; Insecta; Diptera; Drosophilidae
Gene: ec
Product: ubiquitin specific peptidase echinus
Exons: 6
Coding region: 879-6443 (1854 amino acids)
Biological process (GO): protein deubiquitination
Molecular function (GO): cysteine-type deubiquitinase activity
Source: RefSeq, a predicted model, not a curated record